AUGGCGACCAACGCGCGAGACUUCUACCGGUCUCCCCGCAGAAUCUCAACGACUGGGGCCGCCGCUAUCAACUUCCACGCAAGAGGAUUGAGCAGCGUGACGGCGGGUGAUGUCAUUCUUGUGCUUCUACAUGGGUAUCCUCAGUCGAGCUACAUAUUUCGCUGGCUGAUCCCUUUACUGCCUUCUCAUCUCCCCCUCUUCGUUCCAGAUCUUCCAGGCUACGGCGAGAGCACAGCCAAUAGCUCGACGCAUGACAAACGAACGGUCGGCAACACGAUCUUGGAAGCAUUGGAGAAAAGUCUGCCGGACCGGGGAAGCGAGCGCCAGAAAAUCAUUAUCGCAGGGCACGAUCGAGGCGCACGCGUUUGCCAUCGGCUGGCCGUUGAUGCCGCAGACAUCUCCUCCUUUGAUAUCGUCUCGGUGAUCCUUCUCGACAUCGUGCCCACGGCCGCCCAAUGGGACACGUUGACGAUUCCCCGAAUGGCGGCGUCCAGGUUCCACUGGACGUUCCUGGCCAACGUGGAGAUUGCGACGAAGCUCAUCACCAGCCGUGGCGGUGGCUUGUGGUGCUCCGAACUGAUCCAUCGGUGGGCUGGCAGCAACGAGAAAAGGAGGGCUCGGCUCCUGAACCCCGAGGACCUAGAGGUCUACUGUCAUCAUUUCAACAAGGAGGCCGUGGUCAGAGCUUCUUGUGAAGAUUACCGUGCAGGAGCACUGGAAGACGACGACCUCCAGAGACAGGAUCAAAAGGUCGGCAACAAAAUCCGAAUUCCUACAUUGGUGGUUUACUCCGAGGCGUACCUCGGAGCGGCCUACGACGUCGAGGCUACAUGGAAAGCGUGGUGCGACGAAUCGACUACGCUGGAGACCAAACCCAUCGGCGACGGCGCAGGACAUUUUCUGCCCGAAGAGGCCCCGGAAGAGACGGCCGCGAUUGUGAACACUUGGAUCAAACAGUGGCUCAAUUAG
Messenger RNA from Exophiala mesophila, 969 nucleotides. RefSeq lists its product as uncharacterized. Gene Ontology annotation, molecular function: hydrolase activity. Lineage: Eukaryota; Fungi; Ascomycota; Eurotiomycetes; Chaetothyriales; Herpotrichiellaceae. Bases 1 to 969 code for a protein of 322 amino acids. The record is from RefSeq and is a predicted model, not a curated record. The transcript is spliced from 5 exons.